AAACUCCAUAUCCUUAAAUACAUAACUCUAGAGUAUCGAAACCUCUUUAUGAUUAUGACCUUCAUUUGUUAGAAAGUCGGCACACUGAUUUGCCUCCUCUAGAUCUGUCUAUCGUGGUGUUGUUAGCCUUGCAUGAUAUUGUACGUGAUAAGUUUAGCAAUCAAUUUAUGAGGCACUCCUUCCUACUGUAUAAAGUUAUAUAGUACUACUAUAGAGUACAAGUAUUAAUUAAGCAAUGAUAAAAGGAUAUUUAUUUUUUCAACAUUAUUUUCUAAGGCAAUGUUCACUCCAAAUGAAUAGUGCUUAAUUUGAUCAUUACAUGAAUUUAUCACAAAUACGUAGGCAUCAUCCUAAAACUUGGUGGAGAAAUGAGCAAUCUAUUUUCUCUUUAUGGUAUGAGAACAAAAUUAUCACUUCCCUUCCAAAUUGUCACCAAGACAAAGAGGACAUUUAAAGAGCAUAGAUUCAUUGAUAUCUUAGCUCCAAAGCCAAAUGUUACCAAGAAUCACCAAAAUUGUCUUCAACUCAUUGAGGACUUUAUUCAAACAGAUUGUAAACAAAAUUAUAAACACCCAUUGGAAAAAAAACUAUCUUUUUCUGAGCAAAAUUAUAGACACCCAUUGAAUAAAAAACUGUCUUUUUUGAAUUCAAAUGAAGAUUCAAUUUCAUUGCUUUUUAGGUUUCAUACAGAAGGAUCUAAAAUUGGGGUUAGUUUAGUAUCAAAUGCAAUGAGUUUAUGUGCAUCAAGAAGAGAUUUUAGUAUAGGGAUUCAAGUUCAUUGCUUAGUGAUUGUUAAUGGGUUUUUAUCCAAUGUUUAUGUUGGUAGUUCUUUGAUAAGUUUUUAUAGUAAUUUUGGAGGAGUGGUGGAUGCUUACCAAGUGUUUGAUGAAAUGCCUGUGAGAAAUGUUGUGUCUUGGAGUGCUAUGUUAAACGCGUUUGCGCAAGAGAAUGAGUUGGAUAUGUGUUUGAAACUGUAUAAGGGUAUGAAGGGAUUGGGGUUGAAACCUAACGAAUUCACGUUUUCGAGCUUGUUGAGCGCGUGUAUGGGUAACGGGUGUUUUGGUCAUGGUAGGAGUAUUCAUUGCCAAAUAAUUGUUACAGGUUUUGAUUCGUAUAGACACGUUGUGAAUGCCGUUUUGUCGAUGUAUUGUAAAUGUGGGGAAGUAAAGGAUGCUCUUCGCGUUUUUGAAAAUGCGAGGAGCAAGGAUUUGGUGUUGUGGAACUCGAUGAUUUGCGGAUAUGCACAGCAAGGACAUGCAAUUCAAGCUAUCGAACUUUUCGAGGAAAUGAAGAAGCAAAAAGUGAGACCUGAUUCGAUCACCUUCCUUGGAGUGUUAUCUUCUUGCCGCCAUGCAGGUUUUGUUAAAGAAGGCAUGUAUUACUUUAAUUCAAUGGUUGAUUAUGGUGUGAAGCCAGAGCUAGAUCAUUAUUCAUGUAUCGUGGAUCUUCUUGGACGAGCACGGUUAUUAGAAGAGGCUCGGGAGUUUAUCGAGAAGAUGCCAAUUCAACCAAAUGGUGUUAUAUGGGGUUCCUUCCUUAUGUCGUGCAGGCUUCAGGGGAAUUUUCGGUUGGGGAUUGAGGCUGCGGAGAAUAGGCUUGCACUGGAACCGGGUUCCAUGUCUACUCACUUGCAGCUGGUAAAUUUAUACGCGGGGUUAGGAUACUGGGAUCAGGCAGCUAGAGUGCAGAAGUUGAUGAAAGAGAAAGGAAUUAAAAGGGAUCCUGGUUAUAGUUGGAUCGAGAUAAGUAAUCAAGUUUUUUGGUUUACUGCUGAAGACUUAUCGAUGGGACGUAAUAAAUCAAUUGCUAGUUUGGUGGAUAUUUUGGUGGAUCACAUGAGAAGCUUUGGUGUAGAAGAAUUUGAUUUCAGUGAAUAGUAAUGUAGAGUAGAUGUGCAAUUUUGCUUUGAUAUGAGCCAAGAUUCUUCUUGACAUAUAUCAGGGAUAGCCAUUUUGACUUUGGACAGCAGCACGAGUGCAAAUAGAUUGUUGAGAAAAUGGACCUUGAGCUUAAUUCUAACUCCAAAAGUUAGCUCAUUAGGCGAAGAUUGCGGAACAAGGUGACUGGCCCUGUGGGUAUUCAAAGUUGAAGGAGUGUCUCCGUGUGACCUAUAGGUCAGGGUUUGAAUCGUGAAAGCAGCCACUAAUGGUUGCAUUAGGGUAGGUUGUCUACUUCACACCCCUAGGGUGCAGCCCUUCCCCGGACCUUGCUAACACGGGAUGCUUUGUGCACCAGAGUGUUUUUUUUUUUUUUUUUGGUGCGCAAACAGAAAUGCAAAUCGGCGAGCACUAUGUUGUGGGUUUGGCAAAUCUGAUUGGCGGGCAAUGCACUUCUAGUGUUGUUUAUCCUUGUAAGGGGAUUGCUACAAAUGGAUGAUAAGAAUCCUGUUCAGCCAGCAGUGGCAUUUAACAUUUUUCUAAUCUAGAAAGUUAUCAAGUGAGUGUCUUUGCUGAGACUAUUAGGGGAUUUCUGAGUAAUCUAUAAGGAUUUGGAUCGCUGCUAGAUAGCUUGGGCGUAAAACAUGAAGCUUUAGCAAUUGAACAUUAGUCACCAUACUAAGAGAAAAGAGUAACAAUGGUCUUCAUCAAAGGAAAAAAAAAGAAAAGAGUAACAAUGGUUCUAGUGAGAUUAACCCAAAAAAUUCAGUUCAGAAUGAGCAUUGUCCAAUUGUGUGCUUCGCUUGUUCGUUAGAGCUUUAGUUUUUCUAGAAUGUGCCACCGUCGUUCUAUGAGUUGCGUCAUUCAUAGCCAGCAGGUGGUAAGAAAUAUGAAACUACUUUGGAUGUGUUAUACCCCGUACAUUUAUACGACGAAUUAUCCGCAAGCAAAUCGACUCAAGUUAAAGGCGAAAUUAUUUUCGGACAUGAAAUAAGAGCUUUUAAUUUUCAACUUUGAUUAUCACAAAAAUUGCUUAUAAAUUUUAUUUAGCAUAAAAAUAUUAAUAUUGGAGAUUAGGAAUUAAUAAAUUGUGAUUAGAUUAUUAAGUAGGGAUUAGGGAUUAAUUAAUCUAAUUAUCAAAAAGUGGGUCCCACAACACGUGGCGAGAUUUGGUUGGACUUGAAUAAAGAUGGACACAUGUCAUAAAAAAAAAUUGACACAUGUCCACUUUGCAAAGAUGAUAUAUAUGAGUAAAGUGGAUGACUAAGUCAUCACUUACACAACAAUUAAUCUUGCAAAUUAGAUUUUAGAGAGAAGGCUCUCAAGCCUAGAGAGAGAGAAGUUCGGGCACUGUUCACGACGCCGGAACUGUUCACGUCGGCGACUGUUCACGGCGGAACUGUUCACGGCGCACUGUUCACGCGCCACUGUUCACGGCCAAGAGGAGAAAAAUCCAACCCCAUUUCUAGCCUUCCCAAAAAUAAUUCCUUGGUGUUAACCCACUAUUUGGAGGUCCCUAAGUAGCGUGGAAGCAUUAUUGGAGCGAUCAAACCAUCCAUUUUUGUAAAUCGCAAACCCUAACUUUCUUGUGGAGUAGAGAACAAAGGUAAGAAUUUCUAUUGUUUUAUGGGUUAUAAAUGUUUUAUGCAUAUUUUGGUAUGUUAAUAUGGAUGAAAUUGGUGAAAUAUUGUAUGUUGGAAGUGGGUUGUGUGCUUGGGGAGCUAGCCGUGUAAAUGGGUGUGUGAUUGGGUUAAUGAAUAAAAUUUUUGUAGCAUGUUUGAUUGUUGUAGAGUGGAGAAGAGAAUAAAAAUCAUCAAUAUACGUAUAUGUGUGUAGUGUGGCCGUGUAUAGCCCCAAUGUUUGGCAAAGGAUGAAUCAAUAUCGCUUAGUGUUUUAGUUGUCGUCGUUAUGAAUUCUAGUUUGGAAAUGAGAGUUUAAUGUCCCAAAUUGAUAUGGUGAAUGUUGCGGACUGAUUUGGAGAAUUUUGUGAAAUUAAUGCAAUCUUUAUAUUUAUGAGAAUUAUAUCGUUAUAGUGUGGAUUGUUGAUACAAAUCAUGACUUAAAAAUGAGGAAUGUGGUAAAGGGGCUGCUCUCGGUUUUUGGGGCUGUUUUCGGCCCAAUUUGGAGAAAUUGUUGGAUCGUUGGAAAUAUUAUGUGAAUUACUUAGAAUGUUCUUGAAUGUUGUUAGUAUGGGUUUGGGUUAGUAGUUGAAUGUAUAGGCGUUGAUGUUGGCUUGAAGGUAAGCCGUUGAAUUGAAUAUUUGAAAAGUUGUCGAAUGAUGAAAAAGAGAGUAUUAAUGUAAUAUUGUCUUUCGGAUUGGUUAUUGGAGUUGCUAGGUUGGUUAUUGUGGUUGUUGUUGUUGAUUUUGAGCGAGUUAAAUUCUCGGGUUGGCAUAUUUAUAGGGGAAAUGCUGCCGAAUUUUCUGUAGAAUUUAAUGUUAGUUUGGAAUGAAUGGCUGCCUAUGUUUAAUAUUGGAUAUUCGUUGGCAUAUUUGUAGACCUUGGGGAGCCCGAGGCGUAGAUUGGGAUUUACUUUAGAUUGGUUAUCUUGGAGUGCGUACGAGGUAUGUAAAGCUCCAACCUUCCUUCUUUUGGCAUGCCUUAGUUUUGGAUAGGCUAGAUUACGAGCCUUUAGGGAAAUCCUAUGAUUCUAAAUCCGAGCAUGUUAUGAUCCGUAUAUGUUCCUUGGCACUCUUAUGUAUAAUUUGAUGAAAUAUGAACCUUUAUGUAUUUGAAAUAAUCGCUUUCCGAACUUUGCACAAAAAGGUUUUCACUUUAAAGAAUUUCGUAAUUUUUGAAUGCCAUAUAUUUCACAUAAAGGCUCGGAUUGUUUUGAUAUUUUCGUAUGAGUUUGCAUGGCCUAUAAUGAGUAUGUUUUCCAUAAGUGGGCCCGACUCGGGAAAAUACCCGUCCGUGGGUCCCGCGACUUUCCUUUAUGUAAUUCGGACGACUUUUGAAAGAAUUUGGUAUGAUUAUCAUUUCAAAUUUCAAGUAUGGUCAUUUACUUAUAUUUGAGUCUAUGAUAAUGAUUUUAUGCAUAUGGUUACUAAUGACUCUGCUCGUGCGUUUUGUUAUAUCUUUCGCCGGUUCCCGGGCCGGUUCUGUUAUCGUGCGCAUUUUGAUAUACUCCGGAGUUAUGCUGUGUUAUGGUUCUCCGAGCUACUCGCUAAUGAGGGUCGGGUUCCACAUAUAUUUGGUGUUAUGCUGUGUAUGGCGGUAUGUUGUGAUGUGAUAUGUGACGGGGAUACGGAGAUUUGAAACUUUCUGGUGUUAUGCUGUGUUAUGGCGCCAUCGACGGGUGGGCGACCAUAUUCUUCUGUACCCUAUGCAUUACUUACAUAUUUUUGAAAGUAAGCAAAUUUUGAUAUGUUGGAUUUGCACUUAUGUUUGGUACUUCCAUUUCGCUUAUGUCUCAGAUUUGCUUUCUGUAUAUUCUGCUUUGCAUACUCAGUACAUAUUUCGUACUGACCCCCUUUCUUCGGGGGGCUGCGUUUCAUGCCCGCAGGUACAGACGCACAGUUUGGUGAUCUACCCAUUUAGGACAUCCUCUUCUGCUGUUUGGAGUGCUCUUCUCAUUUCAGAGCACACAUUUUGGUAUACAUUUGUUCGCUAUGUAUAUAUGUAUUUGUUCAGGGGCACGGCGGGGCCCUGUCCCGCCAUAUGAUUCUGUCGAUCUGUUUAGAGGUCUGUGGACGUGUUUGUGGGUUAGGGUCUUUCUGUAUGGAUGUAUGUACAUGUCGUUUGGGCGAUCCCAUACGCCGAGGCGGCCGGUCCGCAUAUGUUGUUUGGGCGAUCCUAUACGCCGAGGCGGCCGGUCCGCAUAUGUUUAUAUAUUGCUUGGUUAGCCCUGUGUGGCUUUUGUUGGUAUUUUCUGCGUGCAGGGUAUAUUGGAUAGUCCGUAAAACAAAGGAAACUCUGCCGAAAUUUUUCUGGAAAUUACCUAAAUCUGAAAUAAAGCCUUGUCGGCUUCCGCCAUAUACUAGAAUGAGUUGAUAGAAUUUGAGAUAAUAUUUGAUAGAUGGGUUCGGGUGCCCAGAUCGGGCACUAGUCACGGCCUACGGGGUUGGGUCGUGACAGGAUGCUACUUGGAUGACUAGUCCAUCAACCUGGAUUAAGCAUGAAGGUCCUAUUUAUCCCUACAAUUCUGUGACCUCUGCAGUCUAAAUAGUUUUUUGAGAAGUGAUAAACAAGUACUAGCAGCUGUAGGCGUUUGUUUUCUCUUCUUGAUGGAGAGCCUCUUUUUCUACAGUCAAGAAAAAAUCAGCCAGUGGAAUAAGAGCUCCCUAAGUUCCAGAAGGAUCAUUAAGUUCUUGAUGCUACGUUGAUAUAUAUAGUUGGUGGUUUAGAAGGUUAGCAGGAUUCAUUGAUGAAACUAGUAUUACUGCACUAGCUUUGCCUUGAAUAAAACAACCUCUUAUUGUGUGUUACCAUGUGAAAUAGAGAAGAUUUGGUGAUACUGAAUCUGUUGAUUGAAAAACAGGAAGGAGAGUACAACUAUUUCUUUGCAAAAAUGAAGAUGAUACAAUCAAGCUACUGCAGGCUCAGUUUGAUCUUCCAGGUCUAGCUUUAAUAAAGGCCAGUGACCAAAUAUGCUCUCCACAAGUCCCAUUUCAUCCCAGCUAUCAGCAGUUGCAGCUUCAGACACUUGCUUCGCAUGGUCAUCUGAUUUCUCAGAGCCGUUUACGUAGGCAGGUACAGCAUCAUCUCCCCAGCCGCCAGCAAAGUAGGAUACAAACUCCGGUAGCCAGUUGGAUGGAAAUGGCUCUCCAUAAGGACCACCAUCGCUGUAGCUUCCAUCAUACCAAGACUGACUGCCACACAAUGAGGGUUCUUGCUUCUGCUAGGAGAAGUGCUAUAAAAAAAAAAGGGCAACUAGGUGUACAAAGCAUCCCGGGUUAGCAGGGUCCGGGGAAGGAUCGUAUCCCAAGUUGUGCUAUAAAUUACCUGAAAAGGAGUGAAAAGAAGGAAGAUAAUCUGCUGGGGCAGAGAGUACGGUCUUUGGUUCUGAUGCUCACCUAUCCAAUUAUCUAAUACGAAAGUUAAACGUGUUUGGAAUAAUGUUGUAUGUCAACUACGCAUUAAUUCUAAAGUAGUUGGCGCAACUGUAUAACAGUCCGCUCCUUUCAGGCUAUUUUGUCAUAGUAUUAAGAGAAUUCGUAAUAAUUUAGACUAUUCUAUACCAGUUAUUAAUGUACAAGUACUGUUUUCUUUUAUUCAAGUUUGUGAUUUGUUAUGCUGUCACACAGGUGAAGCUGUUUGAAAUAAAAACUGUUGCUAAAGAUA
Messenger RNA from Lycium barbarum (goji berry), 7159 nucleotides. RefSeq names its product pentatricopeptide repeat-containing protein At2g37320-like. NCBI's taxonomy places the organism in Eukaryota, Viridiplantae, Streptophyta, Magnoliopsida, Solanales, Solanaceae. The transcript is spliced from 2 exons. The record is from RefSeq and is a predicted model, not a curated record. The coding region runs from base 369 to 1877 and encodes 502 amino acids. Gene Ontology annotation, biological process: RNA modification. Gene Ontology annotation, molecular function: protein binding; RNA binding.